Messenger RNA from Schizophyllum commune H4-8, 1209 nucleotides. RefSeq lists its product as uncharacterized. The record is from RefSeq and is a predicted model, not a curated record. Gene Ontology annotation, biological process: phospholipid catabolic process. Bases 1 to 1209 code for a protein of 402 amino acids. The transcript has 8 exons. Gene Ontology annotation, molecular function: hydrolase activity, acting on ester bonds. Lineage: Eukaryota; Fungi; Basidiomycota; Agaricomycetes; Agaricales; Schizophyllaceae.
AUGGGUACUGAUCAACGUGGCUCGCAGAGGUUCGCACCCCCGUCUACGAGUCCCACGGAGCAGUCAGCGAACUACACUGGGUUUUCGAACGACACUAUCAAUGAUACGGAUAUCGUUGAGGGGAAGGUCUUCAACCGCUUCAUCCAGAUCUGGCUCGAAAACACGGAUUUUGACGACGCGAGGACGACGCCAGCAUGGGAGAACCUGACCUCGCGCGGCUUGCUUCUCAGCGCCUUCCACGGUGUUACUCAUCCGUCGGAGCCCAAUUACAUAGCGUCUAUCGGUGGCGACUUCUGGGGCCUGCAGGACGAUGAUUACUACCACAUUCCCGAGAACAUCUCCACUGUCGUGGACCUCUUGGAGGAUGCUGGAGUCACGUGGGCGACGUAUCAGGAGAACAUGCCUGAGGACCAUUUCUAUGGGGAAUAUUACACCUCGAAGAACUACCUAAAUUCGUCUGCAGAAGACUACACCUUCUACAUGCGCAAGCACAACCCACUCGGCAUCUACGACUCCGUAUCGCAGAACGAGGCGAGGCAGGGCCGGAUACGCAAUUUCAACGACUUCGCGAACGACAUCGUGAAUGGGAGCCUUUCUCAAUGGAUAUUUGUCACGCCGAACAUGGUCAACGACGCUCACGACACGACUACCGAUUUCGCUGCCGAUUUUAUCGAGUACUGGCUCUUCCCGUUGCUUGAGGAUGAGCGCUUCAACGACGACAAGACGAUCGUCGUCCUCAGCUUUGACGAGAACGAGACGUGGGAUGUGCAGAAUCACAUCUACACGCUCGUGCUGGGUAAUGGGCUUCCAGAUGAUGUGGUCGGCACGACCGACGACACAUUUUACACACACUUCUCACUGUUGAGUACGGUGGAAGCCAACUGGGGCCUGAAGAACCUGGGAAGGAACGACGUGAAUGAAACGAUGGCCAACGUCUUUGAGUUUGUCGCUCGCGAAACUGGCUAUGAGAACACGGACGUUCCAGAAGAGGCGCGUCCGCUUCUCAACAUAUCCGGCUUCGCGGGACCUCUGAACGCCGAGUCAUACAUCCCAUUCUAUGCGCCUGAUGAUCUUACUGUCAUUGGUCCUGGUGGACAAGCGGUAUACGUAUCGGACAGUCUCGAUACUAGCGUGACGUACGACACGCUCGGGGAUGCAGUCAACCUGACGGAAAGUGGCACGCAGAACCCUUGGAUCGUCACCGAGUAG